This is a messenger RNA of Schistocerca serialis cubense, 1401 nucleotides long. Its product is annotated as gustatory receptor for sugar taste 64a-like. Bases 1 to 1401 code for a protein of 466 amino acids. The transcript has 9 exons. Gene Ontology annotation, molecular function: taste receptor activity. Gene Ontology annotation, cellular component: membrane. Lineage: Eukaryota; Metazoa; Arthropoda; Insecta; Orthoptera; Acrididae. Gene Ontology annotation, biological process: sensory perception of chemical stimulus; detection of chemical stimulus involved in sensory perception of taste. The record is from RefSeq and is a predicted model, not a curated record.
AUGCUGAUGUGGAGCCGGGACGAGUCGCUGGAGGCGCGCAACAAGCUGUCCGGCAAGUUGCGGCAGGCGGCGGCCGCAGCAGUCUCCGCCCCCGCACUGCACCCCCGCAAGGUGGCGCCGGCGGGGGCCGCCCCGUCGCGGCCGGAGGCGGGGGCCGUCUUCCACAACGACUUCGCGUUCGCCAUCGGCCUGGCGCAGUGCUUCGGGAUGUUCCCCGUUCAGGGCUGCCGCGAGCCGGACCCCACCUGCGUCAGGUACGGCAACUGUUCCCCAGCGGGCGCGCACCUAGAGCGUGCGUGGGGGUUCCGGUGGCUCAGCCUAAGGGUGCUGCAAAGUUUGGUGGUGGUGUGCUGCGCCUUGGUGAUGCUGGGAUUCACCCUCGCCAUGAACUUCAUAGAGGGGUUCACUUUUGAGCGAUCAAGUGGCGUGGCGUUCUACGGCGCGGGCUUCCUGACGAACGCGGCGUUCCUGCAGCUGGCGACCAGGUGGCCGCAGGUGUCGCGGCGCUGGCGGGAGGCAGACGCCGCCCUCGCCGACUACGGCCGCCCCCGGGGGCUGCACGCGCGCCUGCGUCUCACCGCCGCCUCCCUCAUGUGCUUCGCGCUCGUGGAGCACGUGCUGGCCAACAUCACGAACCUGGUGACGUCCGUGACGUGUUCGUCGGGCGGGUUCGACUGGCUGCGCCGGUACUGCGAGCGCGCCUACCCGCAGGUGUUCUCGCUGGUCGCCUACGACCACGGGCGCUGCCUCGUCUUCUGGGCGACCAACGUGAUCGACACGUUCGCGUGGAACUUCAUGGACCUGUUCGUCAUGCUGCUCAGCAUGGUGCUGGCCGCACGCUUCCACCAGCUCAACUCGCGCCUGCACGCCCUGCGUGGAAAGAUGCUGACGCAGAAUGAAUGGCGUCGCCUUCGCGAAGACUACGACACACUCUGCCAGUUGACGAGGGACGUGGACAGCUCCGUCUGCAACAUCGUGCUGCUCUCCUGCGCCAACAACCUGUACUUUAUCUGCCUCCAGCUCUUCAACAGUCUCAAAAAGACAGUUAAGACGUUGCACUUGGUCUACUUCUACGUGUCGUUCGCCGUGCUGCUCGGCCGCACCAUCGCCGUGCUCUUCCUGGCGGCCAGGGUCAACGACCAGAGCAAAGGCCCGCUGCCCGUGCUCUUCCAGGUGCCAUCGGACAGCUACUGCGUCGAGGUCGAACGCCUGAUGGACCAAGUUAUCUGGGAUGAAGUGGCUUUCACCGGCUUAAAAUUUUUCUCCAUCACCAGGAAACUGAUAUUAACAGUAGCCGGCACCAUAGCGACGUACGAGGUGGUGCUCUUGCAGUUGAACGACGUGAACUCCUUCAGCAGGACGGAACAGCAGUCCCUCAAUUCGACAGAACCCGUUUGCUAG